This is a messenger RNA of Aspergillus bombycis, 741 nucleotides long. RefSeq lists its product as uncharacterized. The record is from RefSeq and is a predicted model, not a curated record. The transcript has a single exon. Lineage: Eukaryota; Fungi; Ascomycota; Eurotiomycetes; Eurotiales; Aspergillaceae. The coding region runs from base 1 to 741 and encodes 246 amino acids.
AUGGCUUCGUCAUCACCGGACACCACCACGCUCCCAUUGCUCCAAUUCCCGCCGGAAGUCCGCCUAUCUAUCUACCAGUACCUGAUCCCGGACGUCCCGAUCCGCAACUUCUCGCUGCUGCGCGACCGCUCGAAGACAAUCCACCUGCGGCACGAUGGCUCGCGCUGCUGCCCGGCGCUCCUGCGCACAAACCACCAGAUCUACGCCGAGGUGAUCCAGGAAUGGUACGGGUCGACGUCCUACGAGGUCGUCCUGGAUACGAAGUACAUCUUGUUCUGUGGCAAGGUCAUCCCGCCGUAUGUGCCGCUGCCGUCGACGAUCCAGUGGGUCCAGUCCAUGCGCCUGUGUCUGUCGAUUCAGGGCACGCCGCGCCAUAUUCACAGCCAGUCGACGCUGGAGCAUCUCCUCGGGUUCCAGGAUCGCUUGACGACGCUCGCGGCGGCGUUGUCCGAUAAGGGCUAUCGGAAGCUGAGUCGGCUGCAGAUCGAUAUCGGGGUCAAUAUUCCGCUCCUGUUGAGUUUGAGUAAGACGCCCAGUGAAUUGCUGGAGUUGUUGAAUUGGAACCUCCUCCCGUUGAGGGAGAAUGUGCGCGACGUGCCUGAUGUGCGCUGGGAGUUGCAGGAGCAGAGCUAUGGCAUUCAGAGCGAGGAGUUUCAGCGCUCGUAUGCCGGCAUGAAGUCCAUCAUGUGUGCUUUCUUGCAGGAUAUGCGCUUGGAUAUGUUAGAGAGGCCGGAUGGGUGA